GAUGUCGGUAACUUCACGCAGGAAUUUGGAUUCAUUUAUUUAUUUAAUAUAAUUUAAUAUAUUAUAAGAAUGAGUUACAUACAAUUUGAAAGUGCACGAGAAAAAGAGAAAGCUCGAGUAGAGCUGCGAGAGGCUCGGGAACAAAUGCUGGAACAAGCCAAAAAACGUGCAGAGCAAAGAGCAGAUCGGGAUGCAAGUAGGCAAUUGAAAGGGGAAACCAAUUGGAUGCUUCCAUCCUUGGAAGAAAAACUGACCCACAGGGAUAAGAAAAAAAAGAAGCAUACAAAAAAGAAAAAGAGCCAGAAAAAGUCGAGCAAGAAAAAGAAAACUAAAAAGAAACAUAAGCAUCAAUCGUCUUCGGAAGAUGAUUCCAGUGAUAGCGAGGAAUCAUCGUCAAGUGGCAGUAGCAGCACUACAUCACAGUCGUCAUCACCGGGUGAAGAACGUAAGCCACAUAAGAAAUCCAAAGACAAAAAGAGGAAAAACAAACAUAAAGCUAAACAUAAAAAGGCCAGUGAUAGUGAAAGCGAUGGAGAAGAUGAGGAGAAGUGGGUUGAAGCAGCAAAGCCUCAUGUAGCUUUGCAACGGGAUAGCUGGAUGACGGAGACUUUGCAGCUGAAAACAUUUUCACGAGAAAAGACAAAUAGCCAACCUAAAGAAAAACAACAGAUUGAUACAUAUGAUCCGGCAAAGAGUAGUAGAGAAUUGAACCCUUAUUGGAAAAGCACCGGCACCGGUUUACCUGCUUUUAAGAAACCAGUAGAGGAUGACGAUGAUGAUGAUCAAAGAUCAUCGUACAAAUACAAAUCUGUACCAACUCAAAGCACAACAUCGAAAGGAUGGCAAAAACAAAGUUCUAGUAGUCAAAAGCCUACUAAAGAAGAAAACCCCUCAUCUAGGAAAAGAUCUAUUUCAAGAAGUUCAAGUUCAUCAGAACAAGAUGAAAGCCAGGACAAUAUUAUUGAAAAAGCGACGGUAUCUACUUCAGAUUAUCUGACAGACCAGCAAAUGAAUGAGUUGGGGGCAAAAAUUUUAAAAGCCGAAAUCAUGGGUAAUAUGUCUGCUGCAGAAGAACUUAAAACGAAGCUCGAAAACGCUCGAAUACAAAGAACUGCAUUCAAAGAGCGCAAAAAGUUGGAAAUAACAAAAGACAAAAAAGAAAGGCAAGAAACACAAAAACACAAAACAAGAGAGGAACAUGUUAUCCUCACGCGUACUGAUAAAACUGGUCAUAGUCGUCCAUUGCCAUCCUCAAAUACAGUUGAUCCCAGAGAUCUGUAUGGCAGUAGUAAGAAAAAGGUAAAACGUGUUAAAACCCACGACAACGAUGGACAACGGGUGCGUUACUUUGCUGAUGAUGAUCGUUAUGACAUCAAACAAAUGUUUGAACGCGAGAAAUACACCACGGCCUCAGAAGCAAACUUACAGUUCGCCGAUCUCGCUGCCAAGAAUAAAAACCCCAAUGACGACCUAGAGGAUAUUUUUGCGGAUAAAAUAUGUAAAGAUGAUUCUUCCCGUGAGGCACGCAAGGAGCGUGAUCGCGCUAUUAGGGAACAUCAAAGAAUGGAAGCAGUUUUAGAUAAUUGCGAAAAAUGUUUUGAUUCGAGUAAAAUGCAAAAGGAACUACUUGUGUCUGUGGGACAAAAAGUAUAUCUCGCAUUACCUUGGUACCAGGGGCUUCAAUCUGGUCAUUGUAUAAUUACUCCUACACAACACUCUUCGUGUUGUACACAACUGGAUGAAGAUACUUGGACAGAAAUAAGCGAUUUUCGCAAAGCUCUUACCAGAAUGUUCGCCGCCCAGAAAAAGGAUGUUAUAUUUUUUGAAAUAGCAAACAAGCUACACAGACGCCCACAUUUGGAAAUUCACUGCAUACCAAUAAAGGAAGCCGAAGGGGAAAUGGCUCCGUUUUAUUUUAAAAAAGCCAUAGAAGAGUCCGAGCACGAAUGGAGUGUAAACAAGCAAUUAGUCUCGCUGCGCAACAAGUCAUUGCGAAGUUGUAUACCAAAGGGAUUGCCUUACUUUUGGGUUCAUUUUGGCAUGGACACCGGUUUUGCCCAUGUUAUCGAAGAUGAAGAAAGAUUUCCACGAAAUUUUGCACAAGAAAUUAUUGGGGGUAUGCUGCAUUUGGAUCCCAAUAAAUGGCGUCGCUUGCAAAAGGAACAGAAUAUAAUAACAAAAGUAAAAAUGUUUGCCGAUUGGUGGAAAAAAUAUGAUUGUACAAACUAAUUGUAUUAAAGUAUACAAUAAAUUUAUCGCAAAUGUAUCAUUUCA
Messenger RNA from Stomoxys calcitrans (stable fly), 2274 nucleotides. RefSeq names its product CWF19-like protein 2 homolog. The coding region runs from base 70 to 2229 and encodes 719 amino acids. Gene Ontology annotation, cellular component: post-mRNA release spliceosomal complex. The transcript has a single exon. Lineage: Eukaryota; Metazoa; Arthropoda; Insecta; Diptera; Muscidae. Gene Ontology annotation, biological process: mRNA splicing, via spliceosome. The record is from RefSeq and is a predicted model, not a curated record.